Agelaius phoeniceus (red-winged blackbird) is the source of this 2205-nucleotide messenger RNA. RefSeq names its product prolyl 3-hydroxylase 2 (gene P3H2). The record is from RefSeq and is a predicted model, not a curated record. Gene Ontology annotation, molecular function: L-ascorbic acid binding; collagen binding; iron ion binding. Gene Ontology annotation, cellular component: endoplasmic reticulum. Lineage: Eukaryota; Metazoa; Chordata; Aves; Passeriformes; Icteridae. Gene Ontology annotation, biological process: collagen metabolic process; collagen fibril organization; peptidyl-proline hydroxylation to 3-hydroxy-L-proline.
AUGGCCCCCGGCAGCCGGCGCGGGGGGGCCCGGCUGCUGCCGCUGCUGCUGCCGCUGCUGCUGCUGCCGGCGGCGGGCGGCGGGUGCGCGGCGGAGGGCGGCCCGCUGGAGCCCUUCGAUGCGCUCUACGCCAGCGGGGUGGAGGCGUACUACGGCGGGGACUUCGCGGGCGCGGCGCGGUGCCUGGAGCGGGCGCUGCGCAGCCGGCGGGAGCUGCGGGCGGCGCGGCUGCGGUGCCGGCGGCUGUGCCGAGCGCAGGUGCGGCUGGAGGAGCCGGGCCCGGGCACCGCAGGGGACCUGCGCUUCUUCGGCUCGGUGCUGCGGCGCGCAGAGUGCGUGCGGCGCUGCGAGGAGCCGCGGCUGGGCGCCGUGUCCCGGCACCGCGCCGCCGAGGAGGUGCGCGCCGACUUCCAGCGCAGGGUGCCCUACAGCUACCUGCAGCGCGCUUACAUCCAGCUGAACAAGCUGGAGGAGGCAGCAAAUGCAGCUCACACCUUCUUCAUGGCAAACCCUGAGCACAUGGAGAUACAGCAGGACCUGGAGAACUACAAGAGCACCUCAGGGAAGGCCACCUUGAUUGACCAGGAGGCCAGGCAGCACAUGGAGGACUACAGUGCUGGGGUGAGGCACUAUGACAGGGAGGAAUAUGAGCUGGCCAUUGAGCUCCUGGAGCGAGCCCUGCAAGGAUACUACUCUGAGGAUGAGGAUUGCCAGCUCAUGUGCGAGGGACCACAGAGGUUUGAGGAGCACGAGCACCUGGAUUACAAGGCUGGUCUCUAUGAAGCUAUUGCAGAUCACUACAUGCAGGUCCUGGCCUGCAAGCACGACUGUGUCCGGGAGCUGGCCACGCGCUCGGGCCGCAUCUCGCCCAUCGAGAACUUCCUUCCCCUCCACUAUGACUACCUGCAGUUUGCCUAUUACAGAGUUGGUGACUAUGUGAAAGCCCUGGAGUGUGCCAAGUCCUACCUGCUGUUCCACCCGGACGAUGAAGAUGUCCUGGAGAAUGCAGGUUAUUAUGAGGGUCUCUUGGAAGGCACAGUGGAUCCAGCCACCAUCAAACCCAGAAAGGAAGCCAGAGCGCUGCUGCGGCGGCACAAGCUGGAGUCCCACCUCCUGCGGGUGGCUGCGGCCGGCCUGGGAUUCGCCUACACGGAGCCGAAUUACUGGAACAGGUACGGCGCCCGCCAGGACGAGCACAGCGUCCCAUCAAGCAUCAGCAGUGAACCCGAGGAUGGGCCCCGGCUGUCCCUGACAAAGAAACCCAUGCCAAAGCCAGAUCGAGAGCUGAAGGAGGGGGGCCCUCUUCUCUACAGCGAUGUGAAGUUUGUCUACAACUCUCAGCAGCUGAAUGGCACCCAGCGAGUGCUGCUGGAUAAUGUCAUCUCAGAGGAGCAGUGCCGGGAGCUGCACAGGGUGGCCAGUGGGAUCAUGUUGGCUGGCGAUGGUUACAGGGGCAAAACCUCCCCCCACACUCCGAAUGAGAGAUUUGAAGGAGCCACUGUCCUCAAAGCCCUCAAGUAUGGCUAUGAGGGCCGUGUCCCCCUGAAGAGUGCCCGGCUGUUCUAUGACAUCAGUGAGAAGGCUCGCAGGAUUGUCCAGUCCUACUUCCAGCUCAACUCCACGCUCUACUUCUCCUACACGCACCUGGUGUGCCGCACCGCCCUCUCCGGCCAGCAGGAGCGCAGGAAUGAUCUGAGCCAUCCCAUCCAUGCUGACAAUUGCCUCUUGGACCCCGAAGCCAACGAGUGCUGGAAGGAACCUCCUGCCUACACCUUUCGGGAUUACAGUGCCCUUCUGUACAUGAACGCAGAUUUUGAAGGUGGCGAGUUCAUUUUCACCGAGAUGGAUGCCAAAACUGUGACAGCUUCCAUCAAGCCCAAGUGUGGGAGGAUGAUCAGCUUCUCGUCGGGCGGCGAGAACCCCCACGGGGUGAAGGCGGUCACCAAGGGCCAGCGCUGCGCUGUGGCUCUCUGGUUCACCUUGGACCCUCUCUACAGAGAGCUGGAACGAAUCCAGGCAGAUGAAGUGAUUGCAAUGUUGGACCAGGAGCAUCUAGGGCCCAGUGAAAUGAACAUCAACCCAAAGGAUGAGCUAUGAACUAGGCCAAAGACUUUUUCUAUUAAAUAUUUAUUUAAUAUUGUUAAUCUUAUUAGAACCCUUCUAUUUUUGUACAGAGAUGCUGUAUAAAUUAACAGGUUAAUAUGA